This is a messenger RNA of Coniophora puteana RWD-64-598 SS2, 264 nucleotides long. RefSeq lists its product as uncharacterized. Gene Ontology annotation, molecular function: heme binding; monooxygenase activity; oxidoreductase activity, acting on paired donors, with incorporation or reduction of molecular oxygen. The transcript has 3 exons. The record is from RefSeq and is a predicted model, not a curated record. NCBI's taxonomy places the organism in Eukaryota, Fungi, Basidiomycota, Agaricomycetes, Boletales, Coniophoraceae. The coding region runs from base 1 to 264 and encodes 87 amino acids.
AUGGAGGCGGCAACCGAGAUCAUGGAGAAAGACGGAGCUUCCAACAUCGAUCGAUCACGGAACAUCAUUGCGACUGAGUUACUCGCCAAUGCUGGUCGCAUCAUCAUGGAAAGCGGAGGUGAUCGCUUUCGCAAGAUGAGACGAGCGGUGUUUACAGCGCUGCAGCCCAAAGCCUCCGAGAGCUACCAGCCCCUCCAGAUAGCUAAUGCUCGCAUUCUUAUGCUCAAAUUACUACAAGCCAUGACAGAUUUGCCGACCAUAUAA